UUUGUGGAAUACCCGGCCUUGGCAGUAGAGGAGAUGAUGGCAAGAUUUCUUCCUUAUAUUUGCUUUAUUAUACUCAUCUCGCUUAUUUGCAUCGAAGCCCAAGUAGGCCGUCUAGGGCCUACUCCUGAUGAUGAAGUGCAAGCUCUUCGUGAAAUAGGUAAACAAGUGGGGAAAAACGAUUGGAAUUUCAGCGUAGAUCCAUGCACUAGUAAUGACUCAAGCUGGAAAACACCAAAAUCGGAUUUGAGGCCAUUGUACAACAAUUCUCUAAUCUGCAAUUGCUCCUUCCCUGAUGGCGUAUGUCACGUGGUUAAACUAUUUCUUAAAGGGCAGGAUCUCGAUGGUGUGCUUCCACCUUCCCUGGCGAAGCUACAAUACCUGAAUACGACUGACCUCAAUCGAAACUACCUCACUGGUACAAUACCACCCGGAUGGGCUUCUAUAAAGUUGGAAUUUCUGUCCAUUAGCGUAAACAAGUUAUCUGGACCAAUCCCACACCACCUGGGAAACUUUACCACUCUUAUAUACAUGAGCAUAGAGAACAAUCUGUUUUCUGGAAUUAUUCCCCCUGAGCUUGGGAAUUUGGUUAAUUUGCUGAAUCUUACUCUUAGCCAUAACAAUCUCACUGGAGAGUUGCCAAUAGCUCUCACUAAUCUAACCAAAUUACAGGAACUUAGGAUUAGCAGUAACAACUUCACUGGAAGAAUACCUGACUUUUUUCAAAGUUGGAAAGACCUUGAGAAAUUAGAGAUUCAAGCUAGUGGUCUCGAGGGGCCCAUUCCCCGUAGCAUUUCAGUCCUGAGUAAUUUAACCGAGCUAAGGAUUAGUGACUUACUUGGUGAGGGUUCUAAAUUUCCAAACUUAAGCAAAAUGAUAGGCAUGAAAAGAUUGAUGUUGACGAGCUGCAAUCUCUCCGGACAAAUCCCCCAAUAUAUAUCAAAAAUGACAGCACUACAAAUUCUAGAUCUCAGCUUCAAUAGAUUGGAAGGAAAUGUUCCAGAUUUUGAAGGUCUAUCACAAUUGGAAUACAUGUUUUUUACAAGCAACUUGCUCAAUGGACCUAUUCCAAUGUGGAUCAUAAAGCGAGAUAUUGGCAAACAUAUGGAUCUUUCUUACAAUAACUUUUCAAACAGUUCUGCGCCACUUGCUUGUCGAGAAAACCUGAAUUUGUUUCGGAGCUUCUCUGGACAGGACAACUUAACAUUUGACGGCGAAUGCCAAACUUUUCCAUGCUCAAAAGAUCGGUACUCAUUGCAUAUAAAUUGUGGUGGAAGUGAAACCACUAUUGGAGACAUAGUUUACGAAGCGGAUCAAAAGCAAGCAGGUCCAGCAAAAUUUGUUUCUAACACUGCUUGGGGAUUCAGUAGCAGCGGAAUUUUUUGGGAUAUCAGCAACAAAGCUGCAAAUCAAUACAUAGCGAAUAAUGCGUCAAUACUAAGCAUGAAUGACUCUGGAAUAUUCACGAGUGCACGGCUCUCUCCUCUAUCUCUGACAUAUUAUGCAAGUUGCUUGGCAAAUGGAAAUUAUACUGUGAAACUAUUCUUUGCAGAGAUAGUAUUAAGAGACAACAGAUCUUUUUAUAGUCUUGGAAAACGGAUAUUUGAUAUUUAUAUACAGGAAAAAUUGGUGAGGAAGGAUUUUGAUAUUGAACAUGAAGCACAAGGUGUUGAUAAACCCGUUGUAAGGGAAUUUAAAGCAGUUGUUGUGAAGAAUAAAGUUUUACAAAUCCGCUUUCAUUGGGCUGGGAAAGGGACAACAGCUGUCCCAUAUGGUGGAUCAUAUGGUCCUCUCAUCUCAGCUAUCUCUGUUAAAUCUGAUUUCAGUCCCCCUUAUGAUUACAGGAAGAUAUUCAUUGUUGUUGGAGCUGUAGUAUCAGCGCUAUUGCUCAUUUUUAUGAUUUUAGGUAUUCGAAUUUGGAAAAUCAAUAGAGGCAAGAUAACAAGGGAAAAAGAGCUGAGAGGAUUAGAUCUGCAAACUGGUUUUUUCACCUAUAGGCAAAUCAAAGCAGCCACUAACAACUUUGAUGCUGCAAAUAAGAUUGGGGAAGGUGGUUUUGGAUCUGUAUACAAGGGUAUACUAUUAGAUGGUACUAUAAUUGCAGUUAAGAAACUUUCUUCAAAAUCAAAUCAAGGAAAUCGUGAAUUUGUGAACGAAAUAGGAAUGAUAUCUGCUUUACAACACCCAAAUCUUGUUAGAUUGUAUGGAUGCUGUGUUGAAGGAAAUCAACUAUUCUUGGUAUAUGAAUACAUGGAAAACAAUAGCCUGGCACGUGCUUUGUUUGGUCCAGAGGAAUACCACUUAAACUUGGACUGGCCUUCAAGGCAGAAAAUAUGCGUUGGCAUAGCAAGAGGUUUGGCUUUCUUGCACGAGGAAUCAACACUAAGAAUUGUUCAUAGAGACAUCAAAACUUCCAAUGUGCUAUUGGAUAGGGACCUUAACCCAAAGAUUUCUGACUUUGGUUUGGCCAAGCUUGAUGAAGAGGAAAACACCCACAUCAGCACACGAGUCGCUGGAACAAUAGGAUAUAUGGCACCCGAAUAUGCAUUAUGGGGUUAUUUAACAUAUAAAGCAGAUGUCUAUGCUUUUGGGAUUGUUGCUCUGGAAAUUGUUACUGGGAAGAGCAUCAUGAAAUAUCGAUCAGAAGAGAAUUGUGUAUGCCUUCUAGAUUGGGCGCUUGUUCUACAACGAAAGGGUAAUCUCAUGGAGCUGGUGGAUCCACAGUUUGGUUCCGAGUUAAACAAGGAGGAAGCUAUUAGAAUGAUCAAAGUAGCUCUCUUGUGCACUAAUCCAUCGCCAGCACUUAGACCCAUCAUGUCUGCUGUAGUAAGCAUGCUCGAAGGCCAAACCAUUGUUGAUGAAGUCACCAUGGACCCAAGUAAAUAUGGCGAUGAAUUGACGUUUAGUGCCUUAAGAGACCAGUUUGAACAACUCCAACCAAUAACAAGGAGCACAAGUGGAGCAGAGAGACUUAUGCAUUCAUCAGAUAUGACUUGGGUUGGAUCUUCUUCUACAUCUGCCCAGGAUCUCUAUCGAGUUAAUCUUGAUACUCAGUAAUUUCAGCAUACUAUUGCCCCCAGUCAAUGCAACCAAGUUAUUAAAAUGAUAUUGUACGUUACCUAUUUUUUAUAGGAUCGAUUGUAAUCAGGUUUAAUGAUAAUCAAAUAAAUCUGAUUUGAUUACCAUACUUAUCUAUUCAUUGAUGAUCUUAUGUAUUGUAAGAUCAUCAAGGAAUAAAAACAAAAUGUAGUCAUUUGGACUUUAUCCUGCAGACCUAGGCCAUAGAUUGAA
This is a messenger RNA of Alnus glutinosa, 3288 nucleotides long. RefSeq names its product probable LRR receptor-like serine/threonine-protein kinase At1g07650. Gene Ontology annotation, molecular function: protein kinase activity; protein binding; ATP binding. The record is from RefSeq and is a predicted model, not a curated record. NCBI's taxonomy places the organism in Eukaryota, Viridiplantae, Streptophyta, Magnoliopsida, Fagales, Betulaceae. Bases 34 to 3054 code for a protein of 1006 amino acids. Gene Ontology annotation, biological process: protein phosphorylation. The transcript is spliced from 24 exons.